GCCAUAUGAAGCAGUAUAUCAGUGGAGAUCUUUAUAUCAACUUCUUGAUAUACUUUGCUGCAAAUACAAGCAAGCAUCUCAUUAAAAGAGAGACAUAUUGAGAGGGUUAUGAAUAUAUCAGAGAUUUAAGCACCACGACUCCUAUUCCCCUCCCCUUUCUCACCGCAAGAUCGACUCUCGCCAAAACCCUAACCCUAAUCCCCGGCCCAGCUCCUCCUCCGGCGAUAGCGGUUGGUUCUCCAGCGAUGAUGAAAUUCACACCAAUCUCUUCAACCAAACCUCUUCUCUCACCCUUAACAAUUGCGAUGAUGAAGACGAUGACGAUGAUGAGACUGAAGCCCUAAUUUCCUCCUCCACCGACUCAUCGGACAGUAUUAAUCUUAGGAAGAAGGUGGAGAAAUUGAUGGUUAAGGAGAGCUUCGCAGUGGUGAAGAGAUCCGACGAUCCGUACUCUGAUUUCCGGCGAUCCAUGACGGAGAUGAUUGUGGAGAAGGAGUUGUACGAGCCCCCUGCUUUAGAGGAGCUCUUGCAUUGCCUUCUCUCUCUCAACUCUCGCCAUCACCACCGCACCAUCAUCUCCACCUUCUCCGAGAUCUGGGAUGCUCUCUUUCCAAAACCCUUGAGAAGAGGUCGGCAUCAGCGCUCAAAGAAGUCUGCGGGCUCAUUUGCGCAUUUUCCUCAUCGACCACGACCGCAGGGAUGCUGGAUAUCAAUAUCUUCAGGGCCAAGAAAGGCUUUGAUUCCGAGCGCAUGUAUGCAUCAGCGCUCAAAGAAGUCUCAGCGCCGCCGUUUCGCCAGUGUCAAGGUCAUCAACGAGAUCAUUGGCCUUGACAAAGAAUGGCGGCAACAUCAAUUUGAGUUGGAGAUUCUUAGAAAAGACUUCAAUCGAAUCAACAAGGAUGUUGCACAUCUCAAAAUUGUGAAGGAGGAUGCGACGGAGAUGAUAAACAGCACUAAUGGAAACAAGAAAUUGACUGCGGAGAAGGAGAUUGAGGUUCAACAGGCGAAGGUUGCACUUGAUUCUAAGCUCGAGAUAAUUGGCAAUCUUGUGCAUGACUCUGUUCUUGUUAGCAGUGAUGAGGCAAACAAUGAAAUAGUUUGAGUAUGGGGUGAUAGACGUACAGAAGACAAGUUGAAGUAUCAUGUUGAUCUUGUCAAGCUUCUUUACAUUACUGAUCUUGAGAAAGGAACAAUACCUUUUUUCUCCUGUGUUUUGUUUACCUAUUGUAGUAUUUCUGUAAUUCCUAUCUUAUAAAGACUGAGGCUGGUGAUGUCCCUUCUCUUUUCUAUUCUUUUUUCUUUUUCUCAUUCUGUUUGUAGUUUGUAUUAUGGCUUUUCAUUAUCAAAAAAUUUGCUGUGUUCUUCUUUCUUGUGGAUUGUAAGUUGGUGCUUCUUGUGAAAAUGUGAUUAUCUAUUGACUGCUUGAUGUACAAGAUGUAAUUUUGAGAAUUUUUUUAAUUAUUAUUGGGAGGCUUUCUAUUGCCUCUUGCAUGUUUGUUACUUGUUCAUUGUGUGCCUGUGGGAGUGGGCGUAGGGUGUGGGGUGUUCUCUCCUAUCUUUUCCUUGAUUUCUCCCAGAUGUAUGUUCCCUUCCUAUAUGUGUUUCUAUUGCCUGAUGAUUGUGGAGAUAUAAUUUCUGUUACAUCUAAGGAUUUAUUGUUGUUACGUGAAUCUGAUCAUGUUAUCAAAUAUUAUUUAUACUAAGUCUUAGGAUUUUCUUGGAUUUCUUAUUAGUGAGGAAUAGUUGAUGCCCAUAUAAUACCGUAUUUUUGCAAUAUGGACACAAUGGUGCACCAACAGACAAGAUUAAUUGAAUUGCAUUGGAAGUGGAUAUCUAAAUAGUAUUUCAAAUUUUGUUUUCCCCCAUAAUCAUCUUAAUGUUUACUUGCACGAAGAAAUUUUAAAAUUUUUCAAAUUUGAUGCUUUUAGAGCUAAGAGACAUGCACGUCUUGAUGACAAUUUGAUAUUGAGCUAGGCAACAGAACAAAUAUCAGUUGUUAUAAAUGUAUUGCUUCGUUUUUUUUGAACUUUUAUAUGUUAAAUGAGAUCUUUUCCUUUUAAUACAUCUUGGAUUACUAAAUGCAUGCCUUUCAUUUGUAUGCAUACCGAUUAUGAUUGAAGUUGCCAUGGUGGAUUAUGGAAUUGAAUCGUAUGUUUCUAUGAAUUAACAUUUCCUGUUAAUAAAUGUAAUCAUGAGUCAAUUAGAAUUAAGAAUAAGCUUCUCUACCAGAGCUGGAGAUGUACUAUUACAUGUUUGUAUUGAUAUUUUUGAUUGAUCAAAAGAAUUACAAUGAGGUAACUCUUUUCAUGGUCAUUACUGUUUUUUGAUUGUUCACUUUUACGUGGAUGAGUUUACUCAUUUUCUUGUCUUAUUUUUACCAGGCUAAAGCUUGUUCCUCUGUAAGCAUUGCAGGCCUAAAGAACAUAAACAGAACUGUUGAUGUUUUAGCCUCUAAGCUGUCUUACAGCUAUGAACUUUCAAAUAGUCUUGCUGAAAUUCAUGGAUGCUAAGGAAAGCCUCCUGCAAUUUGCUAGAAAGUCGCCUGUUGCAGCUCAAGGUUUCCGAAUUCAGUGCAACAAGUGGGCUGUCAUUAGUUCGCCUGCUUCUUGGCGAAAUUCCGGAGAGGACUAUCUUCAUGCAGAAAGCGAGGAAGUUGAAGAAGAGGACCAUGGAGGCUCUAGAAGUGGUUUCAUUUUUUUAAUUUAUCACAACCAAAAGACGACAACAAGAAUCAGGUACGGUGUGUUGUUUUGAUUUUGUUCACUAGGAUAAAUAAAAGGUGUGUUAAUAGUGGUGUUGGUUUAACAUUUCUUAUUUUAAAUUUUUUUAGAAAAUUAGCUAGAAUCGCUAGCUUUGGGUUUAAUAGUGGUACUAUGUUCUUUUGUUUGAUUUUUUUUUUUAAAUGUUUGGUGUAUGGGUAGUCAGAGUUUAGAUCAAAGUGUUUUAAAUAAUUUAUCUGGUUAACUUUGAAUUUUUAGAUCAGUGAUACUGUACAAAUUGAAAAAGAUGAACAUACACAUUAGGUAAUAGAGCUGGCCAUGUUGGUUGAACCUCUUUAGCAUUAACCACUCAUUGUUACUACUCAAUGCUAUGCUUCAAUAGACUUUCUGCUACUGUCAACAGUCCAUACCAUUUAAAAGUUUAGUACAUUUCUGAAGUUCUUUCUAAUGAUUAUUUAAGUGAAUUAUGUCCAAGUAUUUGAUAAGAUCACUAUUUUAGUAGUUUGUGUCAUACUUAACAGUGGUGGUUGGAUUUCUUAAGUUGAUUUUUAUUUCUUAUUUUCAUAUUAUUUUCUAUAUGUUGAGCUCCAUAGUGUCCAUGUGCACGUCAAGAAGGUUGUCCAAGGAAGUUUUAAUUCAUUCAGAGCACUGUACAAGCCUUUUCUAGAAAAGUAUGCAUAUGAAGGAUUGCUAAAAGUUUAUUCUUUUUCUCAUUAGAAAGUAUCAAUUAAACAGGUUAGUUUCUUUCACUAGACUUCAAAUACUUAUUAUGAUUUGGAAACAAUUGCAUGUUUGGUGCACCCACUGCUAUUCAACUCAUUAAAACCAUUUACUCAUUUGGCUAUCUUGGCUUUCCGCCAUGGAAGCUAAACACAAAAUUUUAUGAAAUAGAAGCUUUUAGACAACAUAUUGUUAGGCCAACUGAGAAAACUGAAGCUUGAUAUAUCAUUUUUUUUUUCUUUUUGUCAAUGACAUACGGAUGCACUAAUGACUGUGUCCUAUUGGUAGGACACUAGUUUGUCUGUGA
Messenger RNA from Dioscorea cayenensis subsp. rotundata (Guinea yam), 3747 nucleotides. RefSeq lists its product as uncharacterized. Lineage: Eukaryota; Viridiplantae; Streptophyta; Magnoliopsida; Dioscoreales; Dioscoreaceae. The coding region runs from base 404 to 1102 and encodes 232 amino acids. The transcript has 8 exons. Gene Ontology annotation, biological process: negative regulation of DNA-templated transcription. Gene Ontology annotation, molecular function: nucleotide binding. The record is from RefSeq and is a predicted model, not a curated record.